Molecule: messenger RNA, 1512 nt
Organism: Aspergillus heteromorphus CBS 117.55
Lineage: Eukaryota; Fungi; Ascomycota; Eurotiomycetes; Eurotiales; Aspergillaceae
Exons: 4
Coding region: 1-1110 (369 amino acids)
Source: RefSeq, a predicted model, not a curated record
AUGGUCCAUGACAGUCGUCAGAACACCGCCCUGGCCCUGGUGGUUGUCUUCCCCGUGCUGGCCGGGGUGGCCAUCCUGAUGCGGGCCUGGAGCCGGAGUCUCACGGGCUCGAAGCUGGGGAGUGACAUCAAAGUCAACUACAUCGGCAUCCACACCUGGGACAUCCCCGCGGAUUACGACGAGAAACAAGGACUAAUUUGGAACUACGCAAACCAGCUGGUCUACAACCCCUGCCUGACCAUGAUCAAGCUCUCCGUGCUCCUGUUCCUGCGUCGCCUUGAAUCCCAGUCGGUCGUGGUGAAUCGGCUCAUCUGGUUCACCAUCGCCGUGACCAUCGCCCUGUUUCUCGCCGUCAUCGGAGCCGAUGUCUUCCAGUGUCACCCCGUCGCAUACGUGUACGACAUGUCCAUCCCGAGCGGCACCUGCAUCAAUCAAGGGGCCUUCUACGUGGCUUCCGCGGUGACGAACCUGGUCACGGAUCUCAUGGUCAUGUCUAUCCCAGUCCUCAUCAUGCGGUCCCUGCAAAUGCCGGUCAAGCGGAAGAUUGCCAUCUGCGUCGUCCUCUCUUUCGGCGGCAUUACCACGGGCGCCGGAGUGUGGCGCCUGGCGCUCCUCAUCCAGGCCUUCUAUCCCUCGCACCCCGUGCACGACGCCAGCUACUCCAUCGGCUUUUGCAGCUCCGCGAUGGAGGUGAAUGUCGCCGUAGUGGCCGCCUGUGCCCCCUGCUUCAAAGCCAUUGCGAGCACGUAUCUGCCUCGCCUGUGGGGCACCUCCCAGCGAUCGGAGUAUACCUCCACUCCCAGUAAGCAUCCCACCACGCCAUCGUCCGCGCGGUUUGGCCGGCCCCGUCUCAUGUCAGACCCGCGGGCGGAGGAUGAUACCUUCGAACUCGCGGGGCCGUAUAUCCGGAGGUCGGCCGUGGACCCGGCGGCCAUGGAGCGGGAGAUGCGCAAAUACUAUCACUAUGCCGGGGCUGAGAGGGCCAGUCUGAGCAGCGAGGAUGGUGUCGAAGGGCUGGGGGCGGGCUCUGUUUUGGAGCGGUACGCGGCGGAGUCCCGCACCGAUGUCGACCGGGAGGAGAUCGAGGACAGGGUGGACUGGUUGGUUUAGGACAUUCGCUGCUGUUGCUUCUUUUUCCCCUUUCAGCUAUUGAUAUCCCAUUGCGACCCAGUUCACCCAGCCCUGGAAAAUGUGUUUUGAAUAAUGCUCGUAACGAAAUCUAUACAUUCCCAUCUGAUUCAGUAUGGUACCGAGUAAACCCUGGGUUCCAAGGACAUGACUCCACAUCAUGGUUAUGUAAACACGCAAGUCAAAACAAUUCUCAAUCGGAGUCCUCAUGUCACUCUCCACGACAGCCAUUGCCUACGCUAUAGUACAUAGGAAAUAGCCUUGGAUGUAUGGGACCGUGUGUUUGAGGGUUUAUGCCACGUUGCAUAAUUUGCAUGCAUAGCACUUAGCAUACAUAGCCGGCACGAGCCAUCCCUCUGAUUCACACGGCACCCUCCUUCGGGG